Messenger RNA from Solanum tuberosum (potato), 1713 nucleotides. Its product is annotated as calmodulin-like protein 3. NCBI's taxonomy places the organism in Eukaryota, Viridiplantae, Streptophyta, Magnoliopsida, Solanales, Solanaceae. Gene Ontology annotation, molecular function: calcium ion binding. The transcript has a single exon. The coding region runs from base 260 to 712 and encodes 150 amino acids. The record is from RefSeq and is a predicted model, not a curated record.
UAAAUAUAAAACUUUCCCAAGCUCCUCUCCAAAAUUUUCUCAACCAAGAAGCCAAAAUCACCACACAAUAAUAAGUGUUGCACACUCAACAGAAUGCCACUGCCAACCAUUUUGUUGAGAAUUUUCUGUCUAAGACACCUCUUUGACACAAUUCUUCUCUCCUUUGUGUCCAAAAAGUUCAGGCCAUCUAAUCUUCUCCCAAAAAUUACAAUCAGUGGCAUGAAAAUCAAUAACUGUAUCGUUGUUUAACCACAGAAUAAUGGAGACAGAUGAGCUCAAGCGUGUCUUUCAUAUGUUCGACAGGAAUGGUGAUGGAAGGAUCACGAAAAAGGAGCUGAAUGACUCGUUAGAGAACAUGGGGAUCUUCAUGACUGAUUCAGAUCUGGUGCAGAUGAUCAACAAGAUUGACGUGAAUGGCGAUGGAUACAUCGAUAUUGAUGAAUUUGGUGCUCUAUAUGAGACCAUAAUGGAAGAGCGAGAUGAGGAGGAAGAUAUUAGAGAGGCCUUCAAUGUGUUCGACCAAAAUGGGGACGGCUACAUUACCGUGGAUGAAUUAAAAUCUGUCUUGGCAUCGCUUGGUCUCAAGCAAGGGCGGACCGUUGAUGACUGCAAGCGGAUGAUUAAGAAAGUGGAUGCUGAUGGAGAUGGAAUGGUGAAUUUUAUAGAGUUUAAGCAGAUGAUGAAAAGUGGUGGAUUUGCUGCAUUGAGUUAACAAGAAAAUCGACAAGACCUUGGAGGUUGGAAUUGUGUAACCUUUAAGCAAAGGUCUGAGGACAGUUCUUAGAGAAGUUUCUGGGAUGGAGCCUUUACCACCUUAAUAAGCCAACUUGAUGCUAAUGUUAAUUAGUCAAUCAAGUGAACUUGGAAUACUAGAUGCAAAAUCAGAAAAUGAAAAAUAGAGAGAAAAAAACACUCAUUUUCCGCACCGUUAUGUUUGUUUGAAUAGAAAGAAAGAACACAGAUAAAAAGGAGUUUUCCUGCUCUUUUCGUAGGUUUACGACUUGUAAAUAGUUUGUUAUAUUUUCUAAUUCUUUAUUUCAUGUUCUUUGGCUCCUCCCCUAAAGAAUCUUGAUAGAAAAGCAUUACUCCCUCAUUUUCAUGUUAUUAAUCUUUGUGUACACAUUUGUGCGGGAUAGAAUUACCUCCAGUCUUUUAUCCUACAGUAAUGUUCAAUAAAGGUUUUGAUUGAAACUACAUGUCCUCUAGAGAUCUAAAGGUUUAUAUUGUAUCUCUUAUCCUCUAUUCUGUUUAACAGGUGAUGUGAAGAGGGAUUUAAAAAAAUUUACUUCUUAUUUGCAAGUUAAUGAAGGAAAUCCAACUACUUUCUUCUCAUUUCUACUUUGUUUUGUUAUAUAUCUAUUAAACUCCCAAGAACACAAUAGAAGCUCUAUCUUGCUUCUAUUCCAUUCUCUCAUUGUGAUCUUCUUUACGUGUGUGUUUGAAAUAUUUCUCGUUUCUUAGAAGCAUGUUUCACUUUCUACUAUUAUGAUUUGGGGUACAGAAUGACAACCAGAACACUCUCAGAUUGAAUGGACCCUUCAGUAUUAUAUCCUCCAGUAAACUUCAGUGGACCCUCUUUCUUCUCCUUCCUCCGUCACCUUGAAUUUUCCACCAUUACUAUUACUGACCUUUCACAAUUCUUCUUUGGUUGAUUAAAUUAUCAUUAACUCUUUCUAUAUUACUUUUAAAGAAAACUAAUAUCCAAUCACAGAA